GAUUGGAACACCUGAAUCGCAUGACAUGGAGGGGACUGGAACACCUGAAUCACAUGAUAUGGAGGGGAUUGGAACACCUGAAUCACAUGAUUGGGAGGGGAUUGGAACACCUGAAUCACAUGAUAUGGAGGGGAUUGGAACACCUGAAUCGCAUGAUAUGGAGGGGAUUGGAACACCUGAAUCACAUGAUAUGGAGGGGAUUGGGACACCUGAAUCGCAUGAUAUGGAGGGGAUUGGAAUACCUGAAUCACAUGAUAUGGAGGGGAUUGGAACACCUG
Messenger RNA from Staurois parvus, 278 nucleotides. Lineage: Eukaryota; Metazoa; Chordata; Amphibia; Anura; Ranidae. The record is from the annotation of a GenBank genome assembly.